AUGGAGAUGAGUUUGAAUCUGGCAUCAUCUUCAACCUCAAAUUCAGUUUUCCUUUUUAAUCCGAUUCUCUCAGGGAAACAACUCGCUUUCCCAAUUCGACACCAGAGAAUCCCUAAAAGAGUGAAACCCUUCUGCGUUAACUCUUCGAUUAACUUGUCUGGACCAAGACAAACCCUAUCUAGUAACUGGGAUGUGUCUAGCUACUCCGUCGAAUCUCUCUCCCAAACUUCUUCUCGUCUCCCCAGUUUCGAGGAACUCGAUACCACUAACAUGCUUCUCCGUCAGAGAAUCGUCUUUCUGGGCUCUCAGGUCGAUGACAUGACAGCAGAUUUGGUCAUAAGUCAGCUCUUGUUGCUAGACGCUGAAGACUCAGAGAGAGACAUCACAUUGUUCAUCAACUCACCCGGUGGAUCUAUCACUGCUGGGAUGGGAAUAUACGAUGCGAUGAAACAAUGCAAGGCCGAUGUAUCGACCGUUUGCUUAGGUCUAGCCGCGUCAAUGGGCGCGUUCCUCCUCGCUUCAGGCUCGAAAGGGAAACGCUACUGCAUGCCUAACUCUAAAGUUAUGAUCCAUCAACCACUUGGUACCGCUGGAGGCAAAGCAAUGGAAAUGGGUAUACGUAUAAGAGAAAUGAUGUACCACAAGAUUAAACUAAACAAGAUCUUCUCUAGAAUCACCGGCAAGCCUGAAUCUCAGAUUGAAGGUGACACAGACCGAGACAAUUUCAUGAAUCCAUGGGAAGCGAAGGAGUACGGUUUGAUCGACGCUGUGAUCGACGAUGGAAAACCGGGACUGAUCGCGCCGAUUGGAGAUGGUUCUCCUCCGCCUAAAACCACAGUUUGGGAUCUUUGGAAAGUUGAAGGAACCACGAAAGAUAACAAGAACUUGCCUACCGAACAGUCGAUGAUACAGAAUGGCGUAGCCACUCCCGAAUAA
This is a messenger RNA of Microthlaspi erraticum, 936 nucleotides long. The record is from the annotation of a GenBank genome assembly. Lineage: Eukaryota; Viridiplantae; Streptophyta; Magnoliopsida; Brassicales; Brassicaceae.